UAAAAUAGGGGGUUAGGACACAGCACAAGGGUGUUGAGUUGGAGACAUGCUUGUCCAUACAGGAUUCAGUAGGCCUUCAGGUACCUGGAUCAGGUGAAGCUAGGGUGAGGAGAGGGAAGGUGGUGCCCAGGAGAGCAAAGGCAACUUCAGGUAACAAGAGGAAAGCAGCAAGGCUGUUAAUUUCCUUGAUUAAUUCAGCAAACAUUCCUUGACUGUAUGAGCCCAGACAUGAGCCUUGGACUCUGGACAUAAAUUCAGCCAGUCUCCCUGUUCUGUAGCCUCUCAGUAGGGUAGUCAGAAACUUGUCUGACUGGGACAGUAACAGAUGGAGGAAGAAGUUCCUGAGGGAAGCUAAUGGGCUGUGGCUGAAUCUGGGACGAAUGGGAAAGGAGCCAGCAGCAUCAAUGUUGCCAGAACUCAACUUUGAAGCCUAAGUCUUCUACGGGCCCAAGUCUGACUCCAGUGAAUUCAAAGGGGUCAUUGUGCAUGGCUGGGGAGGGCUGAAGGCAUGGAGCUUCCAGGGAUAAAGAUGGGGGCAGAAGACCUAGGGGAGGAGUUCCGUGAAGACGGUGUGAACUGGCUAAAGAACCUGAGCCUGGGGCGUCCCGGGGUGGGAGUGGUAUGUUUGAGGGGCCUGAGCAUAGUGACCAGUGCACAGUAGACCUGGCCUUCCCUACACACAGAUGAAGCUUGUAGGUCACGAGAAGAGCACAGUGUGGAGGGACUGCAGAGAGCAAGGAAGAGCCCUCAAGUGUAAUGGGCAGACAGUGAGGACCAGGGCGGGGACACUGUAGAACUUUCAGCCCGACAGAAUCUCCACGAUUCCCAAACCGUCGCACGUUUCUGACUUCAUGCCUAGAAUACUUCUCCCUCACCCCAUACCCAGCUGUUCUUUCAAGGCCCAAGUAUCACCUCCUCCAGGAAACCCUCUCUCCGCCAGAACCCAGGCUUUUUGCACCCCUUUGUGCCUGCCUCUAAACCAGCAUAUAUCUUGAGGUUUGGGGUCAAUGAUAUCUGCAUCCGUUGGGCUCCUCCCCUGUCUUCUGGGACUCACGGCAUGGGCUCCACUCAAGCAUGCCCCACCGAGGCUGUUCUCCAGGGGUUUGCAGGUGGAAGGGCAUUUUUAAGGAAUUAACACCACCACCACGACCGCCAGAGGUGUGGGCUGAGGGGGAAAGAGAGUAGAAAUGCUCCUAAGGAUAUUUUGGGUCCCCAAGCAGCUGCAGGAGUUGGGGACUCGUCUGAUUGGGGCUUGGCAGCAGCUUGGCAUCAAGAAGGCCCAGUCAGAAGAUAAGGCUGACCUGGGAACCAGGCCUCAGGAUGAGGCUUUUAACAGCGCAUGGCUUGAGGCCAAGGGGCAGCAGAAGGUGCUCAGGCGGGGCUCUGGGGUGCAGCAGGCAGCCUCCCCUCGCGCCCAGCUCAGCAGAACCUUCUUUGUGUCUGUCAGCGGCUGUGGCAGAGGCAGAGGCAGCUGCAGUGCAUCUCCCGUCUCCCAAGGUGACUGAUGCAGGCCAGCUGUGGGCUGAGGGCCGAGCGCUGCUCUUCCCUUGUUUACGAGUCCCUUAUCCCCUCCCUGGCAUGCGCCUCACAGAGUCCGUCCCCCAGGGUCACUCAGGUUAAGAACUGCACCACGGGGAGAAUCAAGCCCAGUUCUCUUGAGCUGGGCAACCGAGAAUGCGCUUGGUCACUUGGUUGUGUUCAAGAGGCCAGCUCUCAGCCGGCCUUCUCCAGGGGGUGCUGCCCUUGACCUUGCGGCACUUCUGGGUGGAGGCGUCAGUCAGUCCUCACUUGCUGGGUCGAGUUGGCCCUUGCCCCGUCCCCUUCUCAUCUAGCCAUUUCGGCUGUCCACACUCACCUGGGGGAAAGGGGCACCGAGAUUUGCCCUCACCUUUGGCACAGGGGAGAACCAGUCCCUCUCAGCCUGGCCCGUCUCUCCCAGCACCAGGGUUGGGCAGAAAAGGAGGGAAAAGGGACUUCACUGGUGGUGGAGUAGUGGGUCUCAGAGGGGGUAGGGUGGUGUGUGUGUGUGUGUGUCUCUCUCGAGGAUGGGGUCUGAGUCUCCUGCCACUCCCCUGGCGCACACAACCUCCAUAACCACAGAUCAACGGGGGCGGUGAGCCAGCGUACAGGGCUGCCACAGGAUCACAGACCCAAGCAAGGCCCUCCAGAAAUGAAACUAAAAUGUUAAGUUUCUGAGUCAAUUCUUUUCCGCAACAUUUUCUGAAAGAGAAAACAAGCUCAAAAGUGUGAUAGAUGAAGGGCUGCCCCGCCCCGCCCCGCCCUGCCCCGCUGCCUGGAGUUUCCUCCCUUAACUCGCACUUCCCUCUCACGGGCUAAGGGACUUCCCUAAGGGUCUAAAGGGACAGCCAAGCACCUCUCUAUGACUGUUCUUGUCCUUCCACCUCCCUGAGGGGGUUAUUCCGAAGAUUCCCCCAGUCUUCCCUUUACAUUCACAGAAUUCAAAGGAAUGCGCCGGAAGGGAAAUUUGGAGACUGAAGGUUGUUUAUUGAGCAGAUCUCUGCCAAGAAGAGGGGCAUCAGUUUGGGGUGAGCCUGGGUCAGGGAACCCACCAGAUGGGAGGCUGAGGUGGGCAAGGUGGUUGAGACGUACGGUAUCAGGGAAUGAGGGAGAAGGUGGGGCUACAAGGAAAAGGACAUCUGAAAGGGGGUGAUGAACAGAGGUGUGAGAAAGCAUCCUUAAAUAGGAGUAGAGGCAUCUUCCUGAGGGAGUGAAAGUUGGAAUGUGGGGAUCUCGAUAACAGGGAGGAGCAGAGGACCCCAAAUGUCUGAAAGGACAAUGAGGGGAAUCCGAGUAGAUGGGAGACCACAAGGGGUUGCUUGAGAAUCCUGAGAGAGGAAAACCUCCACCACAGACGGGGGUGGGGGGGUGGGGGGGUGCGUAUCUAUGAAUCCCUCUGUGAAGGAGGCCCGGGACAGGGAGCGUUGGACCCUGGGGUGGGAGGUAUGGGUGAGGGAAGCCUACAAGACAGCUGAGCUCCACAACCUCCUCCCCACCCCCAACCCAGAACCCAGGUUUCAUCUCUUAAUCUCCCUCAUUAAUCAUUCACCUUCCUCCUACCCCCAUCAGCGGAUCUAGUUUCUUCCCAGCUCAGGUUCCAGAGGUUUUGCUGGAAGAAGUCCCCUACUGUGGCCUCACCAUCGUCUGGACACGUCCCUGGCCGCUGGGCUGACCUUAACAGGCUCUGCUGUCAGUGGCCUUCUGCCUUUACUAGUCUCUCCUUCUCUUUCUUGUCCCCCAAAUGAGGAUCGCCCAACUCCGUUGUCCAACCGCAUUACUUGAGCCUGGUUGCUGGGGGGGGAGAAGAUAGGCGGGAGAGAUGGAAGAGGAGGAAGGCAAAGGCCCUUCAGGAGAGAGGGUACUCCCCACAAAUACACUAGUAACUGAGAGCGAGGAAGAGAUGACCUAAAAGCUACACAGAGGACACAGGAGUGUCUGUUUGGUGAUAGGCUUGGGACAUGAGCUAGGCAAUUCCAGCAGGCUCCUGAGACCCUCUUUAAAUGCAGAUUAAGUGAAACCUCAGAGGACUGAGGCUUCCAGCCAGGAGGGUCUCUCUUGGCCCCUUUCCACCACCCCCCCCAUUAGUAACCAAUUAGCAAGGUCCUGAGGCAUUUGGGUUUUCUGCCGUGGCCUGGCUCUGCUCUCAGCCCCAGCAGUGGCCCGCUGGGCUGAGUGUGCUGCUCAGGCUGCAAGCGUACUGAGUGUGUCUGGGGGAGCGGGGAGGGGUCUUACCAAGAGGACCCGGUGUUUCUCCGCCUCUGUUUGGUGGUGGGCCAGGCCAGUGCCUUGGGCUAUGUGAGGUUCCCUCACCCCCACCAUCAAAGCGCCUUCUGGUCCUUGUUAAAGAGUCUUCGGCCCAGGUGCCUUAGAUCUCCCAAGCUCUGUUUAGGGCACCUCAACUGCAGGCUCCACUUGCCCCCGGGAAUAGGCACAGAGGGUCAUUGCACAAGCAGUGGGAGGUGCAGAGGUCUACAGAGGUGAUGUGAUGGCCAGUCCAGGAGGGACUUCUUCUUGGCACUGUUGGAAAAAACCAGAAGAAUCCUGUGGAGGCAUGUCCCUUAGGAAUGGCAGCUGCGAAGCGGAUCGCAUCCGGCGGCGGGACCGCCACAACCCGAGCGGCCAUGAACUCGGGACCCCAGCCUCGGACACCCCGGACACUAUUCAGCAUCGCAGACAUCCUAGGCCCGCGCAGGAUUACCCGAGGAUCUUCUACGUCUCAGCUUCCAGAGUUGAGCCCUGGUCCCAUGUCGCCUCUGUGCGCGCUGGAGGAGCUGACCAGUAAAACUUUCCUCGGACUCAACGGGCACGCUCCGGAGUCCUCUGAAGGCCGCGCAGCCCCGGGUGCGCUGGGCCCCGGCCCCACGGGCCGCAGGCGGCGAAAAUCACGCACGGCGUUCACUGCGCAGCAGGUGCUGGAGCUGGAGCGACGCUUCGUCUUCCAGAAGUACCUGGCGCCUUCAGAGCGUGACGGGCUGGCGGCGAGGCUCGGUCUGGCCAACGCACAGGUUGUCACGUGGUUCCAGAACCGGCGAGCCAAGCUCAGACGCGACGUGGAGGAGAUGCGCGCAGACGUGGCCUCGCUGAGGGCACUGUCUCCCGAAGUCCCGUGCGGCCUGCAGCGGCCGGAUGGCGGCCCCGGUCCCGGCCCGCCGGACUCCGGGCACCACCUGACAGAAGAAGAGAUUCAGGUGGUCGACUGAAGGCAAAGCCGCUGCCUGCCGGGCUCUGGGGCCCCGUCUCUUCACCUCCGUGCCCCGCGCCCUCCGGUUCCCGGGUGGAGGGAGGGUGUGGAUCCGGCCUUCUCUGGCUCAUAGUCCAGACGCUCAGUUUUCCCAGUUGUUGAGAAUAAAAUUGAGACUCAGUCGCA
This is a messenger RNA of Enhydra lutris kenyoni (northern sea otter), 4885 nucleotides long. RefSeq names its product ladybird homeobox 2. Bases 4083 to 4718 code for a protein of 211 amino acids. The record is from RefSeq and is a predicted model, not a curated record. Gene Ontology annotation, molecular function: DNA binding. The transcript is spliced from 3 exons. Lineage: Eukaryota; Metazoa; Chordata; Mammalia; Carnivora; Mustelidae.